CGUGUCCCGCGGCAGCGCCCCCUGGCGGCGGAGGGCGGAGCGGGCCAAGAUGGCGGCGGAGCCGGGCCCGGGCCCGGGGCCCGACGCGGAGCUGGAGGAGCUGCUGGAGAGUGCCCUGGACGACUUCGAGCGCAGCCGCCCCGCUCCCCCUGCCCCUCCCAGCUCCUCCUGCCCCCCCGACUCGGCCAAGGGCUCGCUGUUCUCCUCGCAGGAGAGGUUCUUCCAGGAGCUCUUCGAGGGCGAGCUGGCGGCGCAGGCGGCCGCCGAGUUCCAGGAGGCCAUGCAGGAGCUGGCCCGCCAGGAGCCCCAGCUCGUCGAGCAGUUCCAGAAGCUCUCGGAAGCUGCCGGAAAAGUCGGCAGCGACGCGGCCUCGCAGCAGGAAUUCACCUCCUGCCUCAAGGAGACCCUGAGCGGGCUGGCCAAGAACGCCAAUGACCUCCAGAAUUCUCCGGGCUCCGAGGAGGAGCUGGCCAAGGCCCUGGAGGGGCUGGGGCUGGACGAGGGCGGCGGGGACGGCGUCCUGCCCGUCAUGCGCAGCAUCAUGGAGUCCCUGCUCUCCAAGGACGUGCUCUACCCCUCCCUCAAGGAGAUCACCGAGAAGUACCCCGAGUGGCUGCGGCAGCACGAGGGCUCGCUGUCCCCGGAGCAGCGGGCGCGCUUCGGGGCGCAGCAGGCGCUGAUGCUGCGGAUCUGCGCGGAGCUGGAGCGGGAGCGGCCGGAGGAGCCCGAGGGGCAGCGCCGCCAGCGCUUCGAGACCCUGCUGGACCUGAUGCAGCAGCUGCAGGACCUGGGCCACCCCCCCAAGGAGCUGGCAGGGGACACGCCGCCGGGACUGAGCCUGGAGCUGCCGGGGGGGCUCUCGGGGGAGCAGUGCCGCCUCAUGUAGGGCACUUUUGGGGUCCCCCCCCGGCCGGCCCUACACCAGGGCGAAGAGGAGCCCGGCGGGGUUGGGACCUCCCCCCCGCACCCCAACUUUGGGGUUUUUGGGGGUGGGGGGCGCAGGGACCCCCCCGGAUGGGGAGGGGUCCCCCCCUCACCCCGGUGACCCCAAUAAAGAGCUGGUGACGGGAA
This is a messenger RNA of Vidua chalybeata, 1071 nucleotides long. It is a transcript of the gene PEX19, whose product is annotated as peroxisomal biogenesis factor 19. Bases 50 to 886 code for a protein of 278 amino acids. The transcript has 8 exons. Lineage: Eukaryota; Metazoa; Chordata; Aves; Passeriformes; Viduidae. Gene Ontology annotation, cellular component: peroxisome; peroxisomal membrane. Gene Ontology annotation, biological process: protein import into peroxisome membrane. The record is from RefSeq and is a predicted model, not a curated record.